Durio zibethinus is the source of this 3680-nucleotide messenger RNA. Lineage: Eukaryota; Viridiplantae; Streptophyta; Magnoliopsida; Malvales; Malvaceae. The record is from RefSeq and is a predicted model, not a curated record.
UAGUUGUUUUUUCCCCCUCAAACAUUGUCAUGAACGGCACCUUUACAAAAGCCUUAUGAGGAAUGGUUUUAGAUUCGCAUAAAGUUGAAAAUACAUGUGCUUCUUAUGUUUUUAGAGCCUCAACAUUCUUUUCUUCGUCUUCUUCUUCUUUUCUUCAUAAAGAAAGGAACCAUAAAAACUUUUUCUUUUGGUAUUCUGAUUGAAAGCAGAGAGAUUUAAUUGAAAAUGGCUUCCUGACUAACAUGGGUGCUUUGGUUUUUGAUGAAUGAGAGUGAAAUUAGCUCCUCCUCUCACACCCAGGUAAAUAUUAUCAUGCUUUUGUCGUUCUUCAUUUUCUUGUUUGUAAUUCAAUUUAUGGCUUUUUGAAAAAAGGAGGAUAAACAGAUGAAAAGGGUACAGAAACUUCAUGUUUCUGCUUUUUUUUUUGGGGUGGGUUUCUGGGAAUGUUUAUUUUUAUCGUUUAGAUUGGUUGGUAGAGCUGUUUUCUUAUAAUAUUAAUUGGACAGAGGUUGGUUUACGUUUUAAGAAAGAUGAAGGUGGAUCUUUGCUGUAAACAGGCAUAUAAUUUGGGACGCAGGAGACUGCUGAACCAGACAUUGGAGGAAGGAAUCAAGCUCCAAAGUCUUGAGGUGUUCAGAUGAAUAAUGGUUUCUGUGGAUGAACGAUGACCAAAAGAAAGUCUUUCAAUUCAUAAUUAAAGUUUGGCAAAGGAGAAUUUCGAUUUUGAUUACAAUGGAGGCACCAGCAACUGAGCAGCCAAGUGUUCCUGCUCGUAGGAAAAAGAUGACCAAACAGUUAACAGGAAAACGUGAUGAUACGCCUUUACAUUCAGCAGCAAGAGCUGGAAAUAUAACUGUGGUGACAGAAAUCCUGACAGGUACUGGGGAGGAUGAACUGAAGGAGUUGUUACCUAAACAGAACCAAUCUGGUGAAACUGCCCUUUAUGUUGCCGCCGAAUAUGGUUAUGUUGAUUUGGUUAAGGAGAUGAUUAACUAUUAUGAUCUUGUUGACGCUGGGAUCAAAGCUAGAAAUGGCUUUGAUGCAUUCCACAUUGCCGCUAAACAAGGAGAUUUGGAUAUAUUGAAAGUGCUACUGGCAGUCCAUCCAGAAUUGGCUAUGACUGUUGAUUUAUCCAACACCACAGCUUUGCACACGGCUGCAACACUAGGCCAUAAAGAGAUUGUGAAUUUUUUAUUGGAGGCAGGUAGUGGCUUGGCUACAAUAGCAAGGAGUAAUGGUAAAACAGCUUUACAUUCUGCAGCAAGAAAUGGGCAUGGAGAGGUUGUGAAGGCACUUUUGGCAAGUGAACCUGGGAUUGCACCAAGGACUGAUAAGAAAGGGCAGACUGCACUUCACAUGGCAGUAAAGGGACAGAAUCUUGAGGUGGUGGAGGAAUUGAUCAAGGUGAAUCCUUCAUUGAUGAUAAAAAUGGUUGAUUCCAAAGGAAACACACCCUUGCAUAUAGCUACCAGGAAGGGAAGAACUCAGAUUGUUAAGUUGCUUCUUGGAUACAAAGAAACUGACACAAAAGCUGUUAACAGAAGCGGUGAAACUGCUUUUGACACUGCUGAGAAAACUGGGCACCCUGCGAUUGCAACCAUGCUGCAGCAACAUGGGGUUCAAAGUGCCCGAACCAUGAAGCCUGCGACACCAAAUCCAGCCCGUGAGUUAAAACAAACUGUGAGUGAUAUAAAGCAUGAAGUGCACUAUCAACUAGAACACACCCGCCUAACUAGAAAGCGUGUGCAAGGCAUCGCCAAAAGACUCAACAAAAUGCACGCUGAAGGUCUUAACAAUGCAAUAAACUCCACCACUGUUGUUGCUGUCCUAAUUGCUACAGUUGCCUUCGCUGCCAUUUUCACUGUCCCUGGCCAAUAUGUCGAUGACCCGGAUGACAUUCCUCCUGGUCACUCCCUUGGUGAAGCAAAUAUAGCUCCAAAGCCCGCCUUUAUAAUUUUCUUCAUCUUUGAUUCCAUUGCCCUCUUCAUUUCUCUGGCUGUUGUGGUGGUUCAGACCUCAGUUGUAGUCAUUGAAAGCAAGGCAAAGAAGCAGAUGAUGGCAAUUAUCAACAAGCUAAUGUGGUUGGCUUGCGUGCUUGUUUCAGUGGCAUUCUUAGCCUUGUCAUUUAUUGUAGUUGGCAAAAAGGAAAGAUGGCUAGCAAUUGGAGUGACAAUUAUAGGAACAAGUAUAAUGGCCACAACACUAGGCACUAUGUGUUAUUGGGUGAUUAGGCAUCGGAUUGAGGCUUCAAACAUGAGAAGUAUACGAAGAUCAUCAUUGGGGAGCACGUCACGCUCCUUCUCUCUCUCUGCGAUGUCAGAUUCUGAAAUUCUAAACAAUGAGUUUAAGAAAAUGUAUGCCAUUUAAUAAGACUCACGCCUGAUCCUUUUUUCCCAGCAUCCAGCGUUACAGAUCUUUUGUCCUUUGAUAAGUUUAUUACGAGAUGUAAAUUUCAAGUUGAUCAGCUAUGGUUGAAUAUAAUUCUAAUCUCUAUAGCCACACUCAUAAAGGACGAAAGCAAAAUACUAGGAAUUUUAUAAGCAUUUUGCAGCAAAUGGGAAGAAUCUGACAACAUGGAGGCAAAUGUAGCCAAAUCAUGCCAGAGAAACUCGACUGUUAUAGCAUCAAUUGGAACUUGAUAUCAUAUUGGGUUUGGGGUUCCACGGAAUAAUGAAAAUGAACAAAACCGAACAUUUAUCACAAAGAUGGCAAAGAUCUGGAUGGACACUGACCUUGUAAUAGAAAUCACAAUAAAAAUAUGGACAAAUUUGAUGUUUGAAAAUUAUGGGAAGGUAGCUGAUGCCUUGGUUGAUUGAUGACUUGGGAUGGUCCAUUCGAAUGGAGAGUUCAAAGCAUGGGGAUACAUUUUGACAAUUCAAUCAAAUCAACACACAGAUAGAAGCGAAGGACAAGGCUUAAAAGAUCAUGCACGGAUUGCCUAUAUAGAGGAAUGCAGAAAUGGACAUGGCUGCUGUUUUGCUUUGCUUGAAAGCAUAAGCCUACAAUUUUGGGGUCAACUUCUGCCAAAAGUGCAUUUGGAAACAGGCUCUUUUCUAACCAUGCAUGUAUGUAUAACUCAAUCAUUAUGCAUCUGGCAUUCAUAAAACAUGUUGGAUUGAUAAAAUAUAUUUUAUAAAAAAUAGGAUUACAAAAUUUAAUAUAACAAAAGUUAAAUUACAAAAAUUCGAUUUUGAUUUUGUUUAGUUACAGAUAAACUAUGAAGGAAGAUGAUAAUAAGAAAACGCAUUUGGAUUUUUUAGGUAGUGGUGACUGUUUCUGGAAUGAAUUACAAAUUUUAAGGCUGUUUGGUUCCCAUGAAAAUGAUGAUAGAAAAUGCAUUUAAUUCCUUCCAGAUUGUUGUAUCAAUUUUUACAGAUGUUUGGUUCCAUGAAAACGAAGGAAAACUUGUUGGUUACGUGUUUAAUAUUAUGCUGUUGCUAUGGAAUGUAAAAUUUGAUUUGUUACAUGUGAGUUUUAUUUUGAAUUUUAUGAUUGUUAUGAUUUAGUGUUCUGCAAGAGCAACUGAGGCAUGAAAUAGCUUGGAAGGUGAAGAAAUUAGGGCGUAUUUCUUUGAUUGAUCUUGCGAUGCUACUGGGGUAGAUUUAUAUGAUAGAAAAGAGAUUAAUUUUAUAUCUGUUGUGUAUUAAAAUUUAUCUUGAGAUAUAAAUCUUCACAUUAUU